AUAUUUUCCUUUCCUGGCUAAACAGAAACCUGGGUACCCGGAGUGUGAUAUUCUGACCAACGUUUUUGCAAUUCUCUCAGCAAAGAAUCUCUCUGAAGCCACAGCCUCUAUUGUGAUGGAUAUAGCCGAUGACCUUCUUAACCUUCCAGAUUUUGAACCCACAGAAACACUUUUGAGCUUGCCAGUAACUGGAUGCGUAUACACAGAAAGUGCAGAUGAGUCUAUCACGAUGGGAGGACAAUUAAUUCUACCUCAUGUUCCUGCAAUUCUCCAGUAUCUCAGCAAAACCACAAUAAGUGCAGAAAAGGUGAAAAAGAAGAAGAAUAGGGCACAAGUCAGUAAGGAACUUGGCAUUCUGUCAAAGAUCAGCAAGUUCAUGAGAGACAAAGAACAAAGUUCUCUACUCAUUACACUUCUUCUUCCUUUCCUCCACCGUGGCAAUAUUGCUCAGGAUACAGAGGUUGAUAUUUUGGUGACAGUGCAAAACCUGUUGAAACAUUGUCUGGAGCCUACAAGCUUCCUCAAGCCUCUAGCAAAACUCUUUUCGGUUAUUAAGAAUAAGUUGUCAAGACAAUUGCUUUGUACAGUUUUCCAGACUCUUUCUGAUUUUGAGAGUGGAUUAAAAUAUAUUACUGAUGUUGUCAAGCUUAACGCCUUUGAUCAAAGACAUCUUGAUGAUAUCAACUUUGAUGUUCGCUUCUCAACAUUCCAGACCAUCACCUCUUAUAUUAAAGAGAUGCAAACUGUGGAUGUUAACUACCUAGUUCCAGUUAUGCAUAAUUGUUUCUAUAAUAUGGAGUUAGGAGACAUGUCUUUAAGUGAUAAUGCCAGCAUGUGCCUGAUGAGUAUCAUCAAAAAACUAGCUGCCCUGAACGUCACAGAGAAAGAAUAUAGGGAAAUCAUUCAUCGUUCACUCCUGGAGAAGUUGAGGAAAGGAUUGAAGAGCCAGACAGAG
This is a messenger RNA of Leptonychotes weddellii (Weddell seal), 955 nucleotides long. The record is from RefSeq and is a predicted model, not a curated record. Lineage: Eukaryota; Metazoa; Chordata; Mammalia; Carnivora; Phocidae.